This is a messenger RNA of Syngnathus acus (greater pipefish), 2616 nucleotides long. It is a transcript of the gene asb8, whose product is annotated as ankyrin repeat and SOCS box containing 8. Lineage: Eukaryota; Metazoa; Chordata; Actinopteri; Syngnathiformes; Syngnathidae. The record is from RefSeq and is a predicted model, not a curated record. The transcript is spliced from 4 exons. The coding region runs from base 209 to 1078 and encodes 289 amino acids. Gene Ontology annotation, molecular function: protein binding. Gene Ontology annotation, biological process: intracellular signal transduction.
CACACACACACACACACACUGCGGUUUGCACUAGUGCAGUGGUCGAGGAACCUGGGGCGUGGUCACAUGUGACGAUGACGUCUUAUUUUUGUCUGUCAAACCGAGUAGCAAAUAAACGGUCCCUCCAAAUAGGCAGCUUGACAAACGCGUCAGUUUGCUGAUCACUAACGUGUCACCCCUGUAUGGGUGCCAUGGUCGUCAGUAACACAUGAGUUCUACUAUGUGGUACAUCAUGCAAAGCAUUCAAAGUAAAUACUCCCUGUCCGAGCGGCUCAUCCGCACCAUCGCUGCCAUCCGUUCCUUCCCGCAUGACAACGUGGAGGAUCUCAUUCGCAAGGGUGCCGAUGUGAACCGCAUGCAUGGCACACUGAAGCCCCUGCACUGCGCCUGCAUGGUUGCUGAUGCUGACUGUGUGGAGCUGCUGUUGGAGAAGGGGGCAGAGGUGAACGCUUUAGAUGGCUACAACCGCACGGCGCUCCACUAUGCAGCAGAGAAGGACGAGAGCUGUGUGGAGCUGCUGCUGGAGUACGGGGCCCAGCCCAACGCUCUGGAUGGCAAUAAGGACACUCCGCUCCACUGGGCCGCGUUUAAAGACAACCCCGAGUGUGUGCGAGCGCUGCUCGACAGCGGGGCUUGCCCCAAUGCCCGCGACUACAACAGUGAUACGCCACUGAGCUGGGCAGCCAUGAAGGGUAACCUGGAAAGCGUCAAAGUGCUUUUGGACUAUGGCGCACAGGUGCAUGUGACCAACUUGAAGGGCCAGACGCCCAUAUCCCGACUGGUGGCCCUCUUGGCACGCGGCCUGGGCACCGAGCAGGAGGAGGAGUGCCUGGAAUUGUUGUGCCGGGCAGCCGGGCACUUCAAAAUCCGCCGGGCCGACGGAACGCUUCCCAAAGAGCUUAGUAAGGAUCCACAGCUGCUUGCCAGGCUCACCGGCAUGGUAGCCCAGGCGCCCACACUGCGCUCUCUGGCACGCUGCGCCGUGAGGCAUAGUCUUGGCGUGCGGUUCCUGCCCACAGCAGUCAAAGAGCUUCCUCUACCAGAGACCAUCAAGGAGUAUCUCCUCCUCAGAGACUAAGACAGCAUUGGGUUGCGGCGGAGUUUUUCUUCUUGCCUCAAACAAACACAACAGCCUCUCAUGCCCCCUUUCCACUGCGCAGAACUGGAUCGAGGCGAUCUAGUUGAAAACUGCGCUGCACUGAGCGCCUCAGUCUAAACAAGACAUACUUACAAAAGUGACUCAUUCAGCUGCCAUCAGUAUAUUGGAAGAAAAAAAAAUUAACAUUGACAGGCAUUCAAGUACUUUACUACAAGUAAUUUAUUGUUUUGGGCACUUAGUGCAAUAUGAUUACAUAUAGUAUUUUAGAACAAAAGUACAUGGACAACGGGAGAGUCCUUGAAUUUGGAUCUUGAACACCUAUGUAUCAGAAGGCCACACAAAGCAGGCCAAAAUCACACAAAUCAAAAUUGUAGAAUUGAAUUAAAUAUCCCACCAAAAAUACCAGUAAACUCGUAUCACUAAAUCAGUCAUAUUGUUAAGAAGUAUUGUUUUUUUCCAGAAUGUGGCCCAAAUACGCCUUCAUGCCUCAAUGUAUCAUAACAGGAUAGCAAAUUAAUCUCUGUUGCUAAAUCCCGUAUUUCACUGAACUGCAAAGGUUGGCAAGCAUUUGCGCACGAAUGUUUAUUUUUUAUUUUUUUUCCCCCCUCAUCAGGGUUUGUUUAAAGUCGCAAACCGUCUCACAGACGUUCGCUAGACAUUCAUCAACAGUUUUGAGGGUCGUCAACAGUUUUUUGUUUUUGUCGCAAAUAAAAUUUGAUCUUUUCAACAAGAAAAAGUGUUUGCAACUUUUUGCAACCUUUUAGGAUUCCUGACGAAAAAAAACAAAUCUACAUGCGCAAAUAAUUGCGGCUCAGUGAGAUACAGGCUUAACAACAGUAAAGAGAUUCUUGUGUGUUUGACUCUUGACAAGUUUCAAUAUGUACUGAUCCGAUAUUGACUUGCUAUGCUUGGAACACUGACAGAACAGUUACUAACAUAAGGUAGUUACAGUGGAAAAGGGGCAUGGCAUGUCAAGUACGUAGCUUUUGAUGAAAUGUCACCAGAAGUUACAGUGAAGUGUGUUUAAGAAUGUCACACGGCUGUAUCGCUGCACCAUUUACAUUUCAUGUUAUAUAAUUCAUGGAGGCACCUCUAAAAUUCCAAGCACUUAGUCUGUCAAGGCGGUCUUUAAUGCACGGAACAAGGAUGAGAGAUUUUAUUUCAUGUUGUUCCAGGGAUCAUCACUUUCUUUUACACUACUGAGGUAACAAAUGAUGGGUAACAAAUUGAUCACCUAAGUCUCGCCUGAUAACGUGACACCUUGCCUGCUGUUCUGUGUGCAAUUCAACGUAAAACAAAGUUGCCAUAGAGGAGCGAACCGUUCGCUCUGUUUGUGUAUGCGCGUGUGUGUGUUUUAAACUGUCUCUAAUGUAACUAUAAUGAACAUCAAGUUACUAAUAUUUUUAAGAUUUACACAAUAUGCUUUGUAUUAUGUACCUAAGUUGAAAAUGAAUGGUUUUGUGUUGUGGUGCUGCAGAUGUUUAUAUCAUGUUAAAGGUGCAUCUUCUUUACGCCAA